GCCUUCUGGAACCGAGGAAUUGGACGUCAAAACGGCGUUGUGAAUCCUUUAAAGAGAUUAUUAUCAACACUUAAUUAAGAGAUAUCACUUCUACUCGCUAAAAAUGGCAGAGACAGAUGUAGAUAAUGAACUACUGGACUAUGAAGACGAUGAGGUGGACAACCAGGCUGGAGUGGAUGCUCCUGACAUAACUGUCAAAAAGGAAAUGAAGGGAUCAUAUGUAUCCAUUCAUAGCUCUGGUUUUAGAGACUUUUUGCUCAAGCCUGAGCUGCUUCGUGCCAUUGUAGAUUGUGGCUUUGAACAUCCAUCAGAAGUACAACAUGAAUGCAUACCCCAAGCAAUUCUUGGUAUGGAUAUUUUAUGUCAAGCAAAGUCUGGCAUGGGAAAAACAGCAGUUUUUGUGUUAGCCACAUUGCAACAGCUGGAACCUGUUACUGGGCAGGUCUCUGUAUUAGUCAUGUGUCACACAAGAGAGUUGGCUUUUCAAAUCAGUAAGGAGUAUGAGAGAUUCUCCAAAUAUAUGCCUUCUGUUAAGGUGGCAGUAUUUUUUGGGGGGCUUGCUAUUAAGAAAGAUGAGGAGGUUCUGAAAAAGAGCUGUCCCCACAUUGUGGUGGGAACACCAGGGCGAAUGCUGGCGCUUGCAAGAAACAAGACUCUGAAUCUGAAACACAUCAAACAUUUCAUCCUUGAUGAGUGUGACAAGAUGUUAGAACAGCUAGACAUGCGCAGAGAUGUACAGGAAAUUUUCCGCAUGACACCACAUGAGAAGCAGGUUAUGAUGUUCAGUGCCACACUGAGCAAGGAGAUUCGCCCGGUUUGCCGCAAAUUUAUGCAAGAUCCAAUGGAAAUCUUCGUGGAUGAUGAAACAAAGUUGACACUUCAUGGACUGCAGCAGUAUUACGUCAAACUGAAGGACAACGAGAAAAAUCGUAAGCUGUUCGACCUUUUGGAUCUCUUGGAGUUCAACCAGGUGGUGAUCUUUGUGAAAUCAGUCCAGCGCUGCAUCGCACUUGCUCAGCUACUAGUGGAACAGAACUUCCCAGCCAUAGCGAUUCACCGUGGCAUGUCACAAGAGGAAAGGCUCUCACGCUAUCAACAAUUUAAGGAUUUCCAGAGGCGAAUUUUAGUUGCUACAAACCUGUUUGGCCGUGGAAUGGACAUUGAGAGGGUUAACAUUGCUUUCAACUAUGAUAUGCCAGAGGACUCUGAUACGUACCUGCACAGGGUGGCUCGAGCUGGCAGAUUUGGUACAAAAGGUUUGGCUAUUACAUUUGUCUCUGAUGAGGGGGAUGCUAAAAUUCUAAAUGAAGUUCAAGAUCGUUUUGAAGUUAACAUCAGUGAGCUGCCUGAUGAAAUUGAUAUCUCCUCGUACAUUGAACAGACACGGUGAACCUGAAUCUAUUCUGCUUCCUGCGUGCUGCUUCCCUCUGCAUUGGUUUUCUUCUAAGCGUGGGAAAAGGAACUCACCAGCCAAAAUGUCACCGAAAGAGCCUGGAAGACUUUCUUCAUCCAGCCCACAUCUGUGUAUUGUACAUUGAACACAGCAGCACACGUCUUUAAAUUCCCUUUAAGGGUCCUGCAGACUACUGCAACAGUGGUUAAAAUAACAUAGUAGAAACUUCCAGAACCCAUAUAAUCUAGUUCCAUUUCUGUUGGUAUUAAUAAAGGAGCAGUGCUCUGUGGGUUUCUGGUAUAGUGUUGUAUUUGAUUAGUUUUAUACCGUAUCCAGUGAGGAUCAACUUUUGUUUAGUAACACUGCUGUGACCGGUGCUGUCACUGACUUGUAUUUUGUGAAUUUAUGACAAGAACAUGUCACAAAAAAAUAAAAGUUACUACAGA
This is a messenger RNA of Xenopus tropicalis (tropical clawed frog), 1839 nucleotides long. It is a transcript of the gene ddx39b, whose product is annotated as DEAD-box helicase 39B. The record is from RefSeq and is marked provisional. Gene Ontology annotation, cellular component: nucleus; cytoplasm. NCBI's taxonomy places the organism in Eukaryota, Metazoa, Chordata, Amphibia, Anura, Pipidae. Gene Ontology annotation, molecular function: ATP binding; nucleotide binding; RNA helicase activity.